AUGGCGUUUACCACUUUAACGGGUAAUAUCACAAAGACCGAAGGUGCCAAAAGGAGUCCAAAUUUCACUUCUCUGGAAAAGGAGGUGCUAGUUGAUGAAAUUGUUGCAAAUCUUUCGUUACUUUUUGGCCAAUUCACCACGAAAAUGACUCCUGAAAUUCAAUCAGAAGCAUGGGGGCGAGUCCUUCUCAAGGUCAACGCAUUGGGUGUGGUUCCUGGCGGAAGAAAGCUAUCUGAAAUUAAGAAGAAGUACCAACAGCUUAAGAGCGAGGUCAAGGCUAAAGGGGCCGCAAAUAAACGAGAGCUGAAUGAGACCGGUGGCGGUGAAAGUGCGUUGUCCCAACUCGACGACCUACAGGAAAAAAUUUUGUCGACUCUCCCUACGGUAUCAGUCGAAGGAAUUUUUGGAGGAUUCGAUUCCAGUGACAAACCUACGAUGAAGACAACUACCGCCCGAAAUCACGUCCCACGAUGCACUCCAUCUUCUCGAAGUGAACAAGACCCGUCAAUAAAUGAGUCUCCUCGCCCCACAAAACGCAAGCUUCCCGAGACCACGUUGUACCAGCUGCAAACACGUCAAGUUACCUUACUGGAAACUCAAGUUAAGGAACUGAAGCGUAUUGGUGAUCUCAUGCAGCAACGAAACAAUAUUGAGGAAGAAAAAUUGAAACUCAAGCGCAAGAAAUUUGAAUCGUCCCAAUUCCCGAACUAUGUGGUCCAAUUAACAGAUGGUCAAUGUGUUCGUUCUUCAGAUGUGAACAGCUGCAUUUGA
This is a messenger RNA of Folsomia candida, 771 nucleotides long. RefSeq lists its product as uncharacterized. The record is from RefSeq and is a predicted model, not a curated record. NCBI's taxonomy places the organism in Eukaryota, Metazoa, Arthropoda, Collembola, Entomobryomorpha, Isotomidae. The coding region runs from base 1 to 771 and encodes 256 amino acids. The transcript is spliced from 3 exons. Gene Ontology annotation, cellular component: nucleus.